ACUCUGGAGGGGGGACAUGUGUUUUCAUGCACGAAAUCAUAUUUUCUAGCUCGUUUAAAAAUACUAUUACUGUUAGCUCAUGUUUUACUCGUAAGUUUUAACAGUUACCCUAUACUGGUUUUAUUGUCUCCGGUGACAAGAGUUGGAAUAAUCUCAACAGAAACACGUGAGAAAGGUUGUUUGUUAGCUAGCUAACUACUGUAGCCUUCUCGUCAGGACAGCAUGGGGCCCGUAAUAAAACUCAUUGCUGGUAGUUACGAGCAGAUCGCCUUUGGUUACCGGUUGUCUACGGGUGAACAGGAGUGGACAGCCACAGCAGACUUCACCCACCAUGCCCACACUGCCUCAGUGUCCGCGGUGGCCACCAGCGAGAGGUAUAUCGCUACAGGAAGCAGAGACGAGACCAUCCAGAUCUACGACAUGAAGAAGAGGGUUGAACAUGGAGCUCUGCUGCAUCACGACGGUACCAUUUCAUGUCUGGAGUUCUAUGGCACCUCCCACCUGCUGAGUGGAGGACAGGACGGGCUGCUGUGUGUUUGGAGCACCAGGAACUGGGAGUGUCUUAAGUCCAUCAGAGCACACAAAGGUCAAGUUACGUCACUGUCCGUCCAUCCCUCAGGGAAACUGGCCCUGACUGUCGGCACAGACAAGACACUCAGGACGUGGAAUCUAAUCGAUGGAAGAUCGGCUUUCAUCAAAAACAUAAAACAGAAUGCGGUGAUAGUGAAGUGGUCUCCUGAGGGGGAUAAGUAUGUGGUAGUGGUCAGCGACAAGGUGGACGUUUAUAACCUGGAAACAGCGACUCUGACAUCAACCAUCAUCAACCCCAAGAGGAUUUCAUCCAUCAAGUUCCUCACUAAUUACAUCCUGGCCGUAGCCGGGGACGACGAGACAGUCAGGCUGUGUGACGUCAACACUCAGAAGGUGCUCUGUGAGUUUGAGGCUCAUGAAACCAGGGUGAAAUCAGUGGACAGUUUCACCAUGGAUGACUUCUGUGUUCUGGUGACGGCAUCAAACGAUGGCUUCAUCAAAAUGUGGAAACUUAACCUUGAGUCCUUGGAGCCUCCGGUCCUCCUGGGGAAGGUGAAUACAACAGCUAGGUUAACCUGUCUGGCCGUGUGGAAGCCCACCACUCUACAGGAGCCUCUCCCGGAGGUCAAAACGGAACCUACCACCUCUCACGACGCCAAGGAUGUACUGGAGCUUGAGAGGAAGAGGAAGAGGGUCAGGAUCUCGACUGUGGAAGUGGUCCAAGAGGAAGAUGCUUCACCCAAGAAGAAAAAAGAUGGUGGGGAAAAAAAGCUGAAAACUUAAUAAAAAAAAUGUAUUUUC
Molecule: messenger RNA, 1332 nt
Organism: Salmo salar (Atlantic salmon)
Lineage: Eukaryota; Metazoa; Chordata; Actinopteri; Salmoniformes; Salmonidae
Gene: pak1ip1
Product: PAK1 interacting protein 1
Molecular function (GO): protein binding
Source: RefSeq, marked provisional